Molecule: messenger RNA, 1109 nt
Organism: Phlebotomus argentipes
Lineage: Eukaryota; Metazoa; Arthropoda; Insecta; Diptera; Psychodidae
Gene: aurA
Product: aurora kinase C
Exons: 1
Coding region: 1-1062 (353 amino acids)
Biological process (GO): mitotic spindle organization; regulation of cytokinesis; protein phosphorylation
Cellular component (GO): spindle microtubule; spindle midzone; spindle pole centrosome
Molecular function (GO): protein kinase activity; ATP binding
Source: RefSeq, a predicted model, not a curated record
AUGAACGAAAAGCCCAUCGCUGUGGGCAAGGAGAAUAACCGAUUGCAGGGAAAUAUUGCGAAUAACAUGGGAAAUGCCGUACAAGGCAAGCAGGGGGGCAUCGAGAAUGACUCCCAGCACCCUGGUCCAGCCACCUCGACUCCGAUAACUGUGCGGGAGGCGAAGGAGUGCAAGGAGGAGCAGAAGGGAGCCCCGAGCGGCAGUGAGAAGACUGACUCCCAGCUCAGGGAGCAAAACACCGAGACUGAGAAAGCCAAGAAGGUCUGGUCCUUGAGCAAUUUUGACAUAGGGCGCCUCCUGGGGCGAGGAAAGUUUGGGAAUGUGUACAUGGCACGCGAGAAGGAAACAAAGUUUGUGGUGGCACUGAAGGUGCUCUUCAAGAAACAAAUCCAGGACUGCAAUGUGGAGCAUCAAGUGCGCCGGGAGAUUGAAAUUCAGUCCCACUUGCGACACAACAACAUCCUGAGGAUGUAUGGCUACUUCCACGAUGACGCUCGCAUCUACCUGAUAUUGGAAUACGCUCCCAAAGGCACCCUGUUUGCCGCUCAGAAGCAACAACCCGACAAUCGCUUUGAAGAGCCCCAGACAGCGGUCUACAUAAAAUCCUUGGCUUCGGCGCUGAUUUAUCUACACGAGAAGAAUGUCAUUCAUCGCGAUAUCAAGCCAGAGAAUCUGCUGUUGGGCUACAAAGGAGAGUUGAAGAUUGCCGACUUCGGAUGGUCGGUGCACGAGAGGAAUUCCAUGCGAACGACUCUGUGCGGCACUCUGGACUACUUGCCGCCAGAGAUGAUACAGGGAAAGCCUCACACGAAGACUGUGGAUCUCUGGAAUCUUGGCGUGCUUUGCUACGAAUUGCUGUCCGGAGAGGCGCCCUUCAUGUCUGAGGGCUACGCCGAAACGUACAAGAAGAUCGCCAAGCUCGACUACAAAGUGCCAUCUUAUGUCUCCAAACCAGCAGCCCAUCUCAUGUCACAGCUGAUCGUUCUCAAUCCGGAUGGAAGACUCCCGCUAGCUCAAGUGAUGACGCAUCCCUGGAUCACCCUUCAUACGACGACAACCUAGAAAUCACUACCCGUAGAUUAGAUUUGUUCAAGAAAUAUACCUUUCGG